UCAUCCAGAACUCAAUCAGACGUCGCAGUAACUACAAGUUUCCAAUCACCAACAGCCGCAUCCAGCCUCUUGCCCCAGCACAGUCGCAGUCACAUACACCGAUUAGGCCUCGAAAUCAAUCAGUAACUCACCUUCCAACAACAACAUCACCAAGCUCACAACUUCCACCAUGGCCAACCCCAUGUUCCCGUCCGCGUCCCAUCAAGUCCUCCUCAACCCCGACCUACUCGAUUGCAUCCUUCCGCACCUCAAUACUCCUGCCAUCCAAAGUCUUCGUCUCAUCAACUACUACUUCGAGGAGAACGCGUCGCCGCAUCUCUUCCGCUCUCUUACCGUCGGUCUUCGCAAGCGCUAUCUACGUCGCCUGAAGCGUGUCGCGGAGACCCCGAAGUUUGCCAAAGGUGUGACAGAGUUUGUAUGGGAGACGCUUCACUACACAAUCGAUCCGUCUGGUGGCAUCGGUGGCACUUGCGCAAUAGAAACCGAACUCCGCAGCUGCGCCGAGUGGCUCGGAUAUAGCGAUGCCGGUGAACAGACUCUGAUGCAACUAGGAGGCAGUUCUAGUGCAGCGACGGCUAUGAAGAGAUACCUCGCUCUCCAAGCGGACGAGAUGGCCAUUAUCGGCGACGAAAAUGACGGCUCGUUUCUUGCGCUCUGCAAGCAAGUCACAGCUGGCUUCGAGGCCUUUCCUCGCCUGCGGCACAUCGCUAUCACCAGAUUUGCGGAGAAGCACAGGGCGCUUUGGGACGGAGACGCUUGCCUCGGCCUCAAGACCACGAAUGUAAUGCCGCCUCCAAUUGCAGCGCUUUCGCUUUACCCUUACGCGCCUAGUGAGAUCACUGUACAGCGUAACAACUUCGCCCUACGCACCAUCUUCUUCGCGUUGAUGCAGAGCGGCCGCCAAAUUGAAUCCUUCCGCGUCGAGACUACGACCAAUCUGUGCACGGAACCGCUCUUGUACUGGUACCCUAUACCGGGCAUCCUCCUCAGCUGGGAUGGUCUUGUUGAGGCUGGCGGCGACACCAUCAAGGCCAAAGCAGGCAGCGCGCUCCAGAACGUCAAGGAGGUCAAGCUUGACAUGAGUGACACCCUUCGCUGUGCGACCCUUGGAACCUCGAACUUGUCGGACUUCGUCGCGAGGUGCAACGGCCUGCCCGCCUACCUUGGUUUGUUGAAAGGCCUCGAGACGCUCGACCUGCGCAUCGAGGCUCGCGUUCAAGAUUUCGCCGUCAGGAACUUUGACGAGCCCUACCACUGGCGUGCCGUCAUCUCCCUGGCCAAAGCUGUCGGUCCAGAGGCGCAUUUCGAUCGUCUUCGCAACCUCACCUUGCGGGAUCUGUGGCUGGAGGUCUCGGAGCUGUCGGCUUUCCUGUGUCGGCACGCCGACACGCUUGAGACGGUGCAGCUGUACGGUUUGAAUCUCGGCGGAAUGGGUGCCGUGGGGUUGGUUAUGGCGGAUGUUGCGUCUGUGGGACUCAAUCCGGAGGAAGAGACGGUGUCCUGCUCGAUGUGGGAGGAGCUGGUGGAGGCAUGCAAGGCUCUUCCGAGGCUGGAAGGAUUGGUUAUCGAGAACCUGAGUAUUGGGCCUGAUUGGACGGCGCUCAACGUGUUCGACUGCGAGGCCAUUGUUGACGAGGCGAUGGACGGGAGGGAGAACGCGCUGGCGCCUCGGGGUCGUUUCGGGAACAUGUUGGAGCAGCUUGGUAUGUGAUCUCCUCUGCAAUGAUAGCAAGCGAUCAACAACGGGCUGGCCGUGGGAACGAGCGAGAUAGGGCGGGUUGACUGGGGCGUUGUGGAGUUAUCUUCACGAUGCUCACAACCUUCGACUGCUUGCAUCUGGUGGAGAGCGGUGUGAACGGGCUGGAGAAUGUCAAGCUUGAAGGCCGGGCAGACCGUACGAAGGCUACGCUUCAACCUGGCUGGGUACUGCAGGGCGCUGGGGACAGCGGCUAUGUACCAUUAUGAAGCACUCACUGAGCGAGGAGGUUGUAGUCAUAG
This is a messenger RNA of Baudoinia panamericana UAMH 10762, 1998 nucleotides long. RefSeq lists its product as uncharacterized. The transcript has a single exon. Bases 170 to 1711 code for a protein of 513 amino acids. NCBI's taxonomy places the organism in Eukaryota, Fungi, Ascomycota, Dothideomycetes, Mycosphaerellales, Teratosphaeriaceae. The record is from RefSeq and is a predicted model, not a curated record.